AUAUAUGACCCUCUUGCAUCAUCGCAUUUUAUCACCUGUGAGAAAUGUCUCAUCUGGAUGGAGCCUGAUUGAAGUCUUUUCAGCAGUGAUAACCAUCUGCUCUUAACCGCUGGAGGAGUUCCAUCCUUGCCCUGUGGCAGUGGCGGCGGUAGAUACUUAGCACCUAGAAAUACUCUUGGCAUGACGUCACGGGAAAGAUGGAGUGUCGACAGAUAGGUUACCUCUUCUUGGGGUUUGCAGUGUUUGUGUCUGUCAUGUAUUGGUCUUCGCCAAGUCAUAUACAUAGUGAACUCAGAGCUCAGUACAUAAAGAAGAACCGACCGAACUUCGUGUUCAUUCUGACGGACGACCAGGAUGUGGUGCUGGACGGCAUGCUUCCCAUGGCUAAUGUAAGGAAACUGAUUGCCAAGGAAGGCCUCACUCUCUCCAACUCCUUUGUUGCCAGUCCACUCUGCUGUCCCAGUAGGUCCAGCAUUUUAACGGGACAGUAUGUACACAAUCAUAUGGCCAUUAAUAAUUCACUGAGUGGCCAGUGCAGUGGUACGAGGUGGCAGAUGGGGCCAGAGAAGAGGACUUUUGCAACCCAUCUUCACAACUAUGGCUAUGAAACAUUUUUUGCUGGGAAAUACUUAAACCAAUAUGGCCAUGAGAAAGUUGGAGGAGUAAAGCAUGUCCCACCAGGAUGGGACUGGUGGUUUGGGUUGAAGGGAAAUUCGCGAUACUACAAUUACACACUCUCUGUCAAUGGAAUGGCUGAGGAGCAUGGGACUGACCCUGACAAGGACUACCUCACAAAGGUCAUAAGUGAGAGGGCCCUUGAGUUCCUGCACAAGUCAUCAUUUGAGAAGCCCUUCUUCAUGAUGCUGUCAGUGCCGUCUGCACAUGCACCCUUCACCCCAGAGCCUAAGUACUCUGGCAAUUUUUCCUCCCUCAGAGCACCCAGGACGGAAAACUUUAACAUCAAAGCAGGUGAAGGUAAACACUGGCUGAUGCGGCAAGGUGUUCAGCCUCUCCCGGAUGACGUUGUUAACAAAGUUGAUGACGUCUUCAGGAACAGACUCAGGACACUUCUCACGGUGGAUGACAUGGUGAAGGAUGUUGUGGAAUACCUAGAGGUGGUGGACGAACUUAAAAAUACCUAUUUAAUAUUCACAUCUGAUAAUGGGUAUCACUUGGGGCAGUUUUCUCAACCUCUAGAUAAAAGGGAACCAUAUGAGACGGAUAUCCGGGUACCUUUUACAAUUCGAGGCCCUAACAUACCGUCAGGAAUGGUGAACACAUUCCCAACAACUAAUAUUGACCUUGCGCCAACUAUCCUGGACUUAGCUGGGAUACGGAUACCCAAGUACAUGGAUGGUGUUUCACUAAAGUCAGAAAUAACUAAAACUAAAUCAACAGGUGUACACGUUGUGUUGAAUAGCAUUAGUCUUUCUGAGGAAGAGCUGCUUAAGAGGGAGUAUCAGAUCCCAGGUUAUCCUCAGGUACGAAGAACCAUGUUAGUGGAACACUCUGGAGAAGGUGUGGAAAAAAAUAAAGGAUGUGAGUUCAUGGGCUCAGGUUUAUCUGGUUGUAAUCCUAACUUUGCUUGCAAGUGUGAGGACUCGUGGAACAACACAUAUAGUUGUUUAAGACAGGUAAGCAGUGAGCAAAAUUUUCUGUUUUGUAAAUGGGAAGAUGGUGAGUCAUUCCAAGAAAUGUAUGACCUGAAGAGCGAUCCACAGCAACUGAACAAUACAGUUGGAACAAUAAAGAAAGACGUCCACAAGAAGUUGAAUAAUCUGCUUCGCAAUUUAAAGAGAUGUAGAGGGGUAAGGUGUGCAGAACUCUCUAGUUUUGUUAUUUAGCAGUAUUAAAUUGUACAGUGUAAAUUUAUUUUUUGAAUACAGAAUAUUGUGAUAUAUAAAUUUUUAAUAAUGCUUUGUGAUGUUUCUGACUCAGCACAGUGGGAGAAACCUGGAAAUACUAUAUUUAUCAAAUAGAUUGAUAUAUAUAUUUUUAUUUUUUUUUAUUUAUAUUUUUUUGUUGAGAAAAGAAAUUCCAACUUUGCCUGUUUUCUGUUGGAAGUUGUCUAUCAUGGGUUACUGUAAAAUAGUAAAGGUAAUGGAAAGGUAAAUAGAGGAUGGGCUAAAUUGGCAUCUCGGGGUUGAGGGACUUGAUGAGAUUGACAAGGAAGUCACUUUCCUUUUGACUUGUUUGGACACUGCAAGUGCAAGAUAAAAUUGAAGGGGUCAGCAGCCUCCUGUGAUAUUAGACAUUAAGUUCACUCAUUGCUUCAAGUAACUGUUAAUGGUAAUUAAAGCAACAUUCACAUAUGUGUAUUGUUUUUACAUACAGGGAAUGGAGACUGGUUCAUCCCAUGUUAUGAUGAUACAGAACCGCAUGUUGUAUAUUACAACGAUUUACUAAAUACUAGCUAAACAGAAAUGUAGAUAGAACUUGACAUAUUUUUGUAAACUCCAUUUAGUUGUUUCUUUGCUUUCUUUUGCUGUAUAGGCACUUAU
Molecule: messenger RNA, 2501 nt
Organism: Penaeus vannamei (Pacific white shrimp)
Lineage: Eukaryota; Metazoa; Arthropoda; Malacostraca; Decapoda; Penaeidae
Product: N-acetylglucosamine-6-sulfatase
Biological process (GO): glycosaminoglycan metabolic process
Molecular function (GO): glycosaminoglycan binding; N-acetylglucosamine-6-sulfatase activity
Source: RefSeq, a predicted model, not a curated record